This is a messenger RNA of Fraxinus pennsylvanica, 1185 nucleotides long. NCBI's taxonomy places the organism in Eukaryota, Viridiplantae, Streptophyta, Magnoliopsida, Lamiales, Oleaceae. The record is from the annotation of a GenBank genome assembly.
AUGGCAUCUUCUGUAACCUUAGUAACUCUCUUUCUGGUAACAUUUUCUCUACUUUCACCGUCACAUUCGGCCACCUGUCAGUCACAGACUUUCACCAGCAACAGGAUUUACACUUUCUGCAACGAUCUCCCUUCACUUAACUCCUACCUUCACUGGACCUACGAACCGGCCAAUUCCACCCUCUCCGUAGCCUUCAUCGCCGCUCCGGCGAAGCCCAACGGCUGGAUCUCAUGGGCCAUAAACCCAACCGCCACCGGCAUGGUCGGGUCCCAGGCCAUGAUGGCAUUCAAAGACUCCAAGGGCGCAAUGACCUUUAAGACGUAUAAUAUCACUUCUUAUGCUUCUAUAACGGAAUCCAAGUUGUGGUACGAAGUGAAGGAGUCUUCGGCGGAAUUUUCUGGCGGGAUGAUGCGGCUUUUUGCUACUAUUGUGUUGCCGGAGAAGGGGAAGAGUACGGUGAACCAUGUGUGGCAGGUGGGCCCCUCUUUGACGGCAGGAAUGCCCGACAAGCAUGAAUUUCAGCCGGCGAAUUUGAACUCCAAAGGAAGCCUUGAUUUGUUGAAAGGACAGAGCACCGCUUCCAACGGUGGUGGGGACCCCAGGGCCAGGAAAAAAAAGAUUCAUGGGAUACUGAAUGUUGUGAGUUGGGGAAUUAUGUUUCCAAUUGGGAUCAUCAUCGCGAGGUAUGUGAGGUCAUUUCCAUCGGCCGAUCCAACAUGGUUUUAUCUUCAUAUCUUCUGCCAAGUCUCGUCCUACGCCAUUGGUGUUGCUGGUUGGGGGACGGGUCUUAAGCUUGGAAGUCAAUCCAAGGGUGUUCGUUAUACUGGCCAUCGCAAUAUCGGGAUUUCUCUCUUCUCUCUUGCUACUUUGCAGAUAUUUGCGUUGUUCUUGAGACCCAAAAAGGAUCAUAAGUAUCGGUUUUACUGGAAUAUCUACCAUCAUGGACUUGGCUAUACAAUUCUCGUUCUUGGCAUCCUCAAUGUGUUCAAAGGUCUAGAUAUACUUAAUCCCGAACCCAGGUGGAGGAAUGCUUAUAUUAUUCUGAUCGCAGUUUUGGGAGGCAUUGCUCUAGUAUUGGAAGCAAUCACUUGGAUAAUCGUGCUAAGGCGGAAGCCGGGAAAGUCAACCAAACCACACGACGGGAUCAAAAACGGUCAUGGUAGGCAAGAACCUCUAGCUCCAUGA